AUGAAGUUGCUCCAUGUGUAUCAAAACUGUUCAUUGAUUGUUGAAGGAUAGCAAUUCUCUGUAAAUCUUGUUAAAUUACCAUAUAAGGAGUUUGAUAUUAUCCUUGGUAUGGCAGACGAACAGAAGAAGAAAAAGGUUAAAGGUGCAAGAAAGUGCGAGAAGCUGUAUAAGAGGAAGAGGGGGGGGUUUGAGGCCCGAUCGAGAGUGCCGAUUAUAUAUAAUGACUGGAGAUAUGUCUCGAAAGACUUGAAGGUCAUGGCACUAGACGGGGUUCAGGCCACGACUUCUGCCGAUAUCACCGAUUCGGCUACCGAGACGGGUUCUCAGCUCGGACGAGAGGACUUUUGGUUGAGAGGUCACACCCCGGGGAGAGAGCCAGAAGGUACGGACCAUGCGCUUAUGGAGAUUCGUGAUAGGAUAGUUCAGCUGAAGGAAGAGGUGGCUGCUGGUACCUUUUUGCUAGAGGGGCACAAUGAUGUACUGGCUAGAGCUUUAGGGACUGCUGAGCACCCGAGGUGGACGAGGGGUGUUGGUUCAUACGUGGCUUACGUUGCUGCUUGUUACUUGAGGAUCUCUGAUCCAGCCGAUUAUAUAGUGGCACAUGGAUCGGUUUUCCCACGUGCACCGGGAGAUGUGGUGCACGGUGUUCCCCUCCUUCCCCACCAGGUUAAGGUCGCUGUGACCUUGGUUCUUCCUAGAAUGGGUGAAUAUCCCAUUCCUUGUCCCACUGAGCACAUAGAGACCGUCGUAGAUUGGGAGGGGAGCUUCGUCGCAUGGCCAAAGUCGUUAGUGGGCCUUGGAAUCGUCAUUCUCAAUCCCGAGUUCAUGCUCUAUCCGGAGGAGACGGAGCUGAGGAUGCGACCCGAGAAUAUACGUGAGUUCAUGCGAUGGGAGGAGGUUGAUCAGACCAUCAUCAUUGUUUUCUUGAGAAUUAUAAAGAGGUGCAAUUCUAGAGCAAUCACUGAGUUUACCCGUUGUUGCAAGAAAGAGCAUGGUUUCAGCUAACAAUGGAAUACUGCGCGCUACAAGAGCAGAUAGAAAUACAUCAAUAGUGCAUAAAAGGAAUUUUAACGAAUGCCAGGGACCAACCAACCAAUGCUAUUUCCUAAGGUAUACGGAUCGGAGUAUGUUUUGACGAAAAAUAUUCACCUAUCAUCUAGUCACUAACUUUGGCUAGAAUCAAUAGUAAUACACUUG
Messenger RNA from Cuscuta campestris, 1197 nucleotides. The record is from the annotation of a GenBank genome assembly. NCBI's taxonomy places the organism in Eukaryota, Viridiplantae, Streptophyta, Magnoliopsida, Solanales, Convolvulaceae.